AUGAGUUUGAUAGCGACUCCAUCUCGCUCUUUUGCAAAGAUUACUACAAAACUUGUAGAUGGAUUUGAUUGGAUAUCCAAGAAUGAAGAGGGAAAAUCAAUGAUCUUUUCAACAGGAGAUAAUGGAAAAUAUCCAGAUCCUCCAGAGGCACUUGUAAUGGCAUUAGGCGCUUGUGCUGGUGCUACAGUUAAAUCAAUAUUUGAUUUCAAGAAGUACAAAUAUUCAAAGCUUGAUUUAGACCUUGAAUACGAAUACACAAAAGUACCACAAACCAGAGUCGAAACGAUCAAUGUUACUAUCAAUACUGAUGCUGAAAUUGAACCAGAUAGAAUGAAAAAGAUUAUCGAGACUACUGAAAAUAAGGGAUGCUAUGUUGCUGGAUCUCUUAAAUACCAAGUUAACUUAAAGAUGACAUACAAAAAAUUUUAA
Molecule: messenger RNA, 429 nt
Organism: Trichomonas vaginalis G3
Lineage: Eukaryota; Parabasalia; Trichomonadida; Trichomonadidae
Product: YhfA family
Exons: 1
Coding region: 1-429 (142 amino acids)
Source: RefSeq, a predicted model, not a curated record